AUGCCGUCCGAAAUACUUACCCGGGCCGAGGUCGCUAAGCACAAUACCGAAGAAUCCCUGUGGUGUAUCAUCGACCACCGCGUCUAUGAUCUGACUGAUUUCGUGGACGCUCACCCGGGCGGGUCCGUCGUCCUCGCCCAGGUAGCUGGCCAAGAUGCCACAACUGACUUCUACAAUCUGCACCGCCAGGAAGUGUUGGAGAAAUACCGGGAUCAGCUAUGCAUCGGAACUAUCGAGGGCGAAAAGCCUGAGGUUAUCGAGCCCAAGAUCGGCGCAGUCAGCACUGUGCCGUAUGCGGAGCCGCUGUGGUUGCGCCCGCAAUUCAAGAACCCUUAUUACAAGGAGAGCCAUCGUCGGCUACAAAAAGCAAUGCGCGAGUUCACCGAUCAAUAUGUCACCCCCGAAGCGCAGGAGAAGGAAAGAGAUGGCACAUAUAUUAGUCAAGAGUUGAUCGAUCGUAUGGCCGAGACAAAUAUCUUGGCGAUGCGUUUGGGCCCUGGCAAGCACCUUCACAACCGCAAGCUUUUUGGAGGCCUUGUGGACGGAAAGGAGUUUGAUUAUUUCCAUGACAUGAUUGUCGCACAGGAAACUGUGCGCGCCAACGCUCGAGGUUUCCAAGACGGCAAUAUGGCUGGCAUGACUAUUAGUCUUACAGCUGUGCAACAGUGGCUACGUGACCCUGUGCUGAAGGAGAAGGUGACAGAGGAGGUCUUGUCUGGAAAGAAAAAGAUGUGCCUUGCGAUCACCGAGGCUUUCGCUGGUAGUGACGUUGCGGGUCUGAAGACCACUGCUGAAAAGACACCGGAUGGCAAGUUCUAUAUUGUCAAUGGCACCAAGAAGUGGAUUACCAACGGCAUGUUUGCCGACUACUUUGUCACCGGAUGCAAGACCGAGAAGGGAUUCACCGUGCUCUUGAUUCCCCGCGAUGGCGGCGUUGAUACCAAGCAAAUCAAGACUUCAUACUCGACUACCGCCGCAACCGCUUUCGUGCAGUUUGAGAAUGUCAAGGUGCCGGUGGGCAACAUUCUCGGCCAAGAGCACAAGGGAUUCGCGGUCAUCAUGUCAAAUUUCAACCACGAGCGUUGGUACAUGACAUCAGCUGUUUGUCGUAGCAUGACCAUGGUAGUGGAAGAGUGUCUCAAGUGGUGCAACCAGCGGAUGGUGUUUGGAAAGAAAUUGGCUGAACAACCGGUCAUACGCCAAAAGCUUGCUCGCAUGAUCUCCCUUGCCGAAGCCCACCAGGCCUGGCUCGAGUCCAUCACCUACCAGAUGUGCAAUUUGUCCUAUGCCGAACAGGCGAAGCACCUGGCUGGUCCAAUUGGCCUGCUCAAGUCUAGCUCAACUCGUGCCGCUCAAGAGGUUGCCGAUAUGGCUGUCAAUAUCUUUGGCGGACGUGGUUUGACCCAAAGCGGUAUGGGUAAGGUUAUUGAAAUGUUCCACCGUGGGUAUAAGUUUGAUGCUAUCUUGGGUGGCACGGAAGAGAUUCUUGCUGAUUUGGGAGUGCGGCAAGCGAUGAAGGACUUCCCCAAGGCGAUGCUUUAG
This is a messenger RNA of Penicillium verhagenii, 1542 nucleotides long. Its product is annotated as acyl-CoA dehydrogenase family protein. Lineage: Eukaryota; Fungi; Ascomycota; Eurotiomycetes; Eurotiales; Aspergillaceae. The record is from RefSeq and is a predicted model, not a curated record. Gene Ontology annotation, molecular function: heme binding; acyl-CoA dehydrogenase activity; flavin adenine dinucleotide binding. The transcript is spliced from 4 exons. The coding region runs from base 1 to 1542 and encodes 513 amino acids.